AGAGAAACAUAAUUUCUUGAUUAUAUUGUUUCACGUCUUCAAGCUUUAAACAUCUUUCCUUUAUUCCUUUCCUUAAGGUGAAGGGUUAAGUCAGGUGAAUUGGUGACACAGGUAAUGAUACAUGAUAAUGGGUGACAUAAGGUCUCCUUGUGUCAUUUAAAUUGUCCUGGGAACAUUUUCACUGCUGGAGAUAUUAGACUGAAAACAGAGGAUGUACUGUGAAGACUGGUGAAGGUUGACAGAUUACUAUAGGAUAUAAUACAGGAACACUUGGUAGAAGCUGUGAAGAUAAUUGUAGAUGUCACAUUACUGCCAUGUGACCCGUCAAUCAAACUGUCAGGUGAUCACCUUUAAAACACCAGCCUAGUUAUUACUGAAUGAAGUAGAUACUGCACAAGAAUAAAACAGCAGAAAAUUGAAAAAUAAAUGAAUUUGUCUGGUUUUUGGAUAGUAUUUCAUAUGUUUUAAUGCAAUCUAAGUGAAGCCAAGAAAAUUUAAGUUUUUAAUAGAUGGAUGGUAACUGAAUCAAUACAAAUAGCCACAUUAAAUUUGAAAAUAGCUGCAAAUGAUAUCAGUAACAAAAGAUUGAUAGUGUGCAGUGUGUAGACAGUGGUUGAACAGAUAUAACAUUCUAUUAGUUUUGGGAUUUUACAAACAAAGCCAAAAUGAAUCAUAACGCUAGAGGAAUAAAUAGGAGAAAAAGGGACAUGUGUGGGAAAAACUUCCUCAAAGUCGUCCUUUAUGUGUUCAACUUUUUCUUUUGGCUGACAGGGUUAGCUUUUCUAGCAUUAGGAUUAUAUAUCAAGUUCCAGAAGCAUACCUAUAUCAGUCUGCUAGGGAGCAGUACUUUCCCUUUAUCAACAUACUUGUUACUAGGGACAGGAGCCUUUAUUAUCCUGUCAGGAAUCAUUGGCUGUACUGGGACAUGUAUAGAAAAUAGAUGUUUUAUGGUUAUGUAUGCCUUAUUUUUGUUGAUAAUUUUCCUGACAGAAGCAAUAUCAGGUGUCCUAGCUUAUAUGUAUGAAGGCACAAUAAAAGAAGAAUUAUCACGAAAUUUAAAUUCUACAAUGAUGAAUAAUUAUCAUUAUGAUGCAGUUAUCACUAAAGCAAUAGAUGAUAUGCAGAAAGAGUUUGAAUGCUGUGGUGCAACAGAAUUUGAGAACUGGGAGAGAUCUAAAUGGAUACAAGAAAUGAUAACAGAAGAUCCUUCUAAGAAAAACAGAGUACCAGAUUCCUGUUGUUUGACUGUUUCUACCAAUUGUUCCACAUUUGGUAACGGUCCAUCAAAUAUAAAUCCAGAGGGUUGUACAAAGGCAUUGGAGAAGAAUACCAAAGAUUCUUUGAUUCUAAUAGGAGGAAUUGGUUUAGGACUUUGUUGUAUACAGUUGCUGGGGAUUAUCUUCUCUUGUUGUUUAGUAAGAAAAUUCAAGGGACGAAAAGCCUCAUCAUAUCUUUAAAACAAAGACAUUUAAAUAUGUGUAUGAGAAAGUUUAUUGGUUUCAUAUCCAUGACAUUCUAUUUCUGGGACCAAUAACAGUUUCUUGCCAUAGACCAAAAGUACAUUUACUGUUUUACAUUAAAGAUGAUUGUGUUGCGUGAGCUGCAGAAGAAGUUGACGAAGGAUUUUUGCCUAGUAGUCAUAGUAAUGUUAGUGACAUAAAACAUCUGUAUUGUAUGAUCAUUGUAUGUUUGUGCCAUUGUGAAUAUUGACUUAUUUUAUGAUUUUAUGUAAAAAAAACUUUUGUUUUUUUUGAAAUUCUGUAUUUUACAUGUUGAAAAAUCAUAUUCAUAUUUUUAUUGUACUUUUAAAUCAUGUAAAUUCUUCUAUUUUUGUUUGUGUGAUACAAAGUUUGUCAAGUAGUUGAAAGAUAAAAUUUUGAACUUAAUUGAUUAAACUGCUAAUAUUGUUCUGUAAAGACAAUUAAUUUACUCAGUCUUUCCUAAGUGGAAACCCAUAGAAUAUAACUACCUUUAAUUGGAGCUAGAAAACCUUCUGAAAAUAUAAACAUGGUCAAUUUUGAAUAAAAUAAAAAGUUUAGUUUUAUUUCAGUUACUGGUAAUUAAAAUGUACCAGGAAAUAUUUGGAAUUAAUAAGUUAAUUUGCAUCCAGUUAAUUGUUUUUGAAACGACAAUUUUCAUAUAUGUUCGAGUAUUAAAAUGGUUGUUACAAGUGUAGUCAAAUUUUUAUUUGAAUCAAAGACGUACACACUUGUUUUAAUUUCUGUGUGUAGAUUGAAAUAAACUUGACAUAGUAGGAUUGAUUAUUUUUCAAACCGGUAAAUUUAUUUUGUGAAAUAAAAAAUCUUGUAGGUCUGUCUACAAGAUCAAUACUAGUAGAAAUAUAUUUUUGUAUCAUGGGACCAUUCUAAUUUAAUUGACCAUUGGUUAGAAAUUUGUAAUCAUGCCAAAGUACAGCAUUUACUUGCAAUUUUUGAAACAUUUUACUAAACAUUUUUUUUAAGGAAAAAUCAACACAUUUUAUGAAUUUCUUAUUUUCAGAUAAUAUAAUUAACUUGUAACAGAUUGUAACUAGCAUUUAGAUAAAAAAAAGAAAAAAAAGCAGUUUUUACAGAAAAUAUUUUUUGUACUUGAAAAAUGUAGUGUUGGUUGCUUGUCCAUCAAUAACAACCUGUAUGGUGGCUUUGUGUAUAAUAACUUAUGUGGUUAGGUUGCUGUCUCAUAGAGAUCUCUGAUUUUUUUUUUACUAUAUUGUUUGUAUUGAUAAAAAAACAGUUAGUUGUUGAAACCUAAAUACUAAUUUUCAAUCAAUCUGAGAAUAACUAGUCAAAUUAAUGCAUAUGACAGAUUUCACUAAUGUAAAUUAUGAUUUUAUUUUGUGGAUAAACUGAAUAUCUACACAUUUCUUAUCCUAAUUUGUUAUAUCUUGAAAUAUAAUGUCUUUGGUUUGCUGUAGGGCAAAGUAUAAUCUUGAUGUAUAAGUUAUUUUUUACUGGACAGUGAAAAUCUAAUGACAAAUAGAGGUCACAUCUGUUUUUUUGGACAUUAUGGUCACACUUCCUCAAUUCCUUGAAAACAGCAUGACAGAAUUCAGACAAACUUUUAUAGAUUCUUCUAUGUCUUGGUGCUGCACCUGCUAUUUACAUUUUUCAUGCAAGUGGUGUUUUUUUUUGCGUUUCCCAUACUACCACAUGCUUAUUUUAUUUGGAGGCAGCAGAUGAUCAAAGAAGACAAACAUGUUACAAAAAUGACUUUAUAUCUUUGCCAGUAUAAUUACACAUUUGAUUAUGACAUAUAUUAUUAUUAAGUUUUUUAUUUACCUCAUUAAAAGCAUUAAAUUACAAACAAUCCAUUAUCAUUCAUCGUCAGUAUUAUAUUUUUUUUAUCAUGUAUAAAGCUUUUUAUUGAAUAUGAAUUUUAAACGUUCUAGUGAUUUCAAUUUUAAAAUAUUGUGUUGAAUAAUCUUUAUUAUAGGCAUGAAUUUGUUUCAAGGUUGUCUUAUGUUUAUUUUAAAUUUGAUGAAAAUAAAAAAGAAAGAAAGUA
Molecule: messenger RNA, 3501 nt
Organism: Mytilus trossulus (common blue mussel)
Lineage: Eukaryota; Metazoa; Mollusca; Bivalvia; Mytilida; Mytilidae
Product: CD151 antigen-like
Exons: 11
Coding region: 666-1457 (263 amino acids)
Cellular component (GO): plasma membrane
Source: RefSeq, a predicted model, not a curated record